AUGUCCUUAGAAAUCUCAACUUCUCUGUUCCUUGUUGCUCUUCUCUUAUUACCACUUCUCCUCCUCCUAAUCCAAAACAAACCAUCAAGGAAGGACCACCCACCAUCACCAUUCAAGCUCCCCAUCAUUGGAAACCUCCACCAAUUGGGCUCUCUUCCUCAUCUCUCUCUGUUGGCCCUCUCAAAGAAACACGGCCCUAUAAUGCUCCUCAAGUUGGGCGGGGUCCAAGCUCUAGUUGUUUCAUCCGCAGACGUAGCAAAGGAAAUAAUGAAAGCCCAAGACCAUAUUUUCUCUGACCGGCCAUCUUUGAUUGUGCCUAACAAGCUUCUCUAUGGAUGCAAAGAUGUAGCUUUUGCAAGGUAUGGAGAUUAUUGGAGGAAUGUGAGGAAACUUAGUGUUCUUCAUCUCUUGAGUCCUACAAGAAUCCAAUCUUAUCGUUUGGUGAGGGAAGAAGAAGUUGCAUUUAUGAUGGACAAGAUAGCAAAGCUCUCCUUGCUAGGUCCAAUGAAUAUGAGUGACAUAUUGAUGUCAUUUGCUAAGGACGUAAUUAGUAGAGUGGCUUUCGGCAAGUGUUCAAGAGAGGAGGGAUGGAAUGAGAUGAUAGAUGUGCUUAUUGAAGAGAGCAAUGAAUUGCUUGCAUCUUUUCAUUUGGGAGAUUACGUACCAUGGCUUGCAUGGGUGAGUAGAGUUACGGGAUUGGACGCAAGGGUGAACAAGACAGUAAGCAAGCUUGAUGAGAUACUUGAACAGGUUAUUGACCGUAGCAGAGUUGAUGGUAGAUCAAGAAGUGGUACGUUCAUUGAUAUAUUGCUCUCCCUUCAAAAGGAUGGGAAUAACUGCUUGGAUAAAGAUAGCAUCAAAGCUCUCAUUGAGGACAUGUUCGGUGCGGGAACAGAUUCAACGAUCAUAGUUUUAGAAUGGGCAAUGGCAGAGCUUAUCAAAAACCCAGAAGUAAUGAAGAAAUUACAAAAUGAGGUGAGAAGCAAAGCUAAAGGUACCUCAAAAACAAUAUUAAAACAAGAUGACUUGGUUGAGAUGAACUACUUAAGAGCCGUAAUUAAGGAAGUCAUGAGGCUUCACCCUCCGGGUCCUUUGCUAAUCCCACGUCAACUCACGGAGAGCACUCGAAUCCAAGGCUACAAAAUCCCCAAACAAGCAACGGUUAUAGUCAACGCUUGGGCUAUUGGUAGAGACCCUAAGUAUUGGCAAAAUCCUGCUGCAUUUAGACCGGAGAGAUUUUUGAAUAGCAAUGUGGAUUUCAGAGGGAGGGAUUUUCAGCUCAUACCGUUUGGUUUCGGUCGGAGGAUUUGCCCGGGGAUUCAGUUUGCAAUGUCCGUUAUAGAAAUUGCAUUGGCGAAUCUUGUAUGUUAUUUUGAUUGGCAUGUAUCUGACGCGGCGAAAACAGAAGUGAUGUGCAUGCAAGAAGCGCCAGGGAUUACUAGCCGUAAAAAGACUAGACUUCAUGUUGUUGCGACAUCUUAUUCAUUUUAGUUAAAAAAAAUGUUUUCUCUUUUUGAUUGUUUUAUUUGGUAGCUUGGAUGAGAUGUGUCGGAUGAUAAUGUAUAUCUCAGAGUCAAGUUUCUAAGAUUAAAAUAACUCAAAGCAUUGGGUUAUAUAUGAUCGAAAAUAAGGAUUUUGAAUGUACUAUGUAUUGUUGAAGUUAAUCCCGAUUCUAGAAA
Asparagus officinalis (garden asparagus) is the source of this 1679-nucleotide messenger RNA. Its product is annotated as cytochrome P450 71A1-like. Bases 1 to 1491 code for a protein of 496 amino acids. The transcript is spliced from 3 exons. The record is from RefSeq and is a predicted model, not a curated record. NCBI's taxonomy places the organism in Eukaryota, Viridiplantae, Streptophyta, Magnoliopsida, Asparagales, Asparagaceae. Gene Ontology annotation, molecular function: iron ion binding; oxidoreductase activity, acting on paired donors, with incorporation or reduction of molecular oxygen; heme binding.